UUUCCGUUGGUAGGCUAGGUUUGGUUCUCCUUGAGGUCAAGAAUCUGUCGUCGGCUUCUGUUGAGGCAUUAGCAUAGCGUCCUAGGACCGCUAAUGUCUACGUUGUCAGCUAAAUAGAUUCUCGAGUCUUAACACCGCCGUCUACGUUUCAUUCAGACGAGCAGUUAUGUUUCAAGCACACUGCAGUAGCGGCAGCGGAGGCAGUCGCGCAGGAAUUUGGAUUUCCGGUCACGACUCGUUCAAAUCAUCGUCUCAGUCCGCCUCACCGCUGCACAGAACAAAUCCCGCCGGAUUCGACUGGGAAAACUUCUGGCGUGAUUCUCGGCAUCCCCUAGGUUACCAGCCGUGCGGGGUCGAAGCGUUUCGAGCUAGGUCGCAGUCGCCAGCCGACGACGGAAAAACCGUCGCCGACGUCGCUAGGCCCGUUUGCGCCUAUCAGGGCUCUGGAACGAUUCUUUGGGGCUCUUUCGCGAAUGCCGCUAAAGGUUGCGAACCCGAAAAGCCGUUUCCCGAGGAGCCGAAGCAGCAAGCGGCGAAUGGAGUCAUUCGCGAGCGCGAAGGGGUCGUCCCUUGCGUUGGCUCCGCGAAACCCGCCGGGUCGGCCGCUGCUCGAAACUUAGGUGACGCUAGCCGCUGUAGUAACGACGGGCUGGACUUGUCGCGUCACCGCACUGAACCGGCCGUUGACGAUAUUUUUGCUGCACGCGGGAAGGCUCUCGGGUGCGGUUUCGACGAGGCUUACCUGACGGCUGUACGGGAGAAGUGCUUCGCCGCUGGUGAGGAGCAUGAUGUGGUAUUCGAGAAAACUAGGGAUUUCGCAUCCGUCUUCGGCGGAAGCGUAAAGUCCGCAGGCGCUAGGGUGCGGUCGGGGGGAGCGAGAGUGCUGGUCGGAGGCGGAGAUGACGUGGCAAUGGCGGUAGCGGGGGAGUUGGAGGUGGAAGCGGAGGAGUUUUUCCCCUGCGAUGCGGAGCAUGCGGGCGUUGGGGGGCUUGCGGGUCGGUCUGCGAGUCAGCGACGAGAUUGCGGUGGUAACAAUGGCGUGUGGCGAAACGGAGUCGAUGCUUCGCAUCGGGAUGAGAUGUGGGCCGACAUGCUCUGGCAGGAGCUCGAACAAGCGUCGGCCAGCCAGCCGGUUACUUUGUCGGUCGGCGCUAAAUCGAACGGCGAGAGGGCGACGCACCGUCAACCUUCUGACGCCGCGUUUCAAGGCGCAGAGUCACCGAAGUGCGACCCACAACCUCUAGGGUUGGGGGAAAAAAUUAACGGAAGAGAGAGCAAGAAAGAGGAGGCGGAGGGGGAUCCUCUUGGCGGCUUGCGCCUGGGGACCGGGGGAGCGGGUUGCGGCGGUCAGGGCUAUCGGUUUCCCAGUGGCGGCAAUAUCGAGGGGCAUCAGAAGCGGCCGGAGCAGAACCCAAGGGGAUGUGCGGAUGGAGUGACUGUACGCGAUGUGACUAUGGGCUUGCGAAGUGGCGGGGAUGGGCAGUAUAACGGGAGAAGCUUAUUCGGCGGGGAUCGUACGGGUGUGAUUGAAGCGAAACCGUCAGGAGCCGUGAGAGACGAGGGGAAGAAAGACCCGUCGAAGGUCGAUGAGGGGGAGAGCGAGAGGGAGGGAGACGAGGCGGUAAGAGACGGGUUUCAGGGGGGGGAGGAGGGAGGGCAGGAAGGGUGGGAGAAGAUUGUUAGCGUGGGAGAGGAGCUCUGUGCGCAGGAGCAGCAGCCGCAGCAGGCAGCACAGCACCGCCAGCACCACCACGAGGAGCCGCAGCCGCAGCAGCUUCGGCAUCAGGCUUUUGAGUCGUCCCGGAAUCAGCAGCCGCAGCAGCAGCAGCAGCAGCAGCAGCCGUCAGUGCAGCACGCGUCCGGCGGCGACGCACAUCACCCCGUGGAGUAUCGAGUCACGGCGUGCGAGGUAGGCCGCCGCCCGCCUGCCUGGAAGCCGGCGGCGUCCGCUGGGCACUUAAUGCCCGAUGACCACCUCACUCUUAAGGCGUUUCUCAAGGGCGGCAAACGGCGGCACGCGGGGAGCGUUGGGCGCGGCGCGCAGACGUGGCGUGUGGAUGGGACUGGGGACGCGAAGCGAGUGGCGGAGGGGCUUGCGGAGAUGGAGCGGGUGCGGCUCAAGAUGCGCGCAAGUGCUCCCACAGAUGGGGUGGGUCAGUGGGGGGAGGAGCGGUGGGCACACGAGCUACCGCAGCAGCAGCAGCAGCAUGGAUGGCAGGGGCAACAGGAGCAGCAGGGGCAGCAGGGGAGCGGUGAAAUGCCUGGUGCGGGGCGUCCUCUGUCGUGCGCCGCGGUCCUCCUAGACCGCUCUGCCUGGCGCGCCUGGCGUUCCCCCCACCCUGCCUCCAGUUCGCCGAACCCCCGCGCUGCUACUGCUACUACUACUGCCACUCCCGUUGCCGACGCGGCCGUUGUUUCCGUUGAAGGCGCUACAGCCGCUGUUGGCGCCAUUCUGGCUUUCCCUGCCGCGGCCGCCGCAAAGGGCACUGGAACGCCAGGGGAAGGGCUUGCGCGGAGCGACAGUGCACGGAAGGGCAAAGCGGCGAUGGCGGACGAGCCUGGCGCGCAACCUUCCGCACCUUUGUUCGGGUUCGACCGGUGCGCCAGCAGUGAGUGCACUGGCGGGUCAUCGCGUUCCCAGGGGGAAAGCUCCAGAGGCUCGCGGCUAUCGGGCGGAGAGGAGAGGAAGGGGAAGGGGAAGGCUUCUGCCGCUGGCGGUGAUGUUGCUGCUAUUGGUGCUGAUGGUGCUGCUAUGACCCCUGCAUCCACUGGGGGAAAGACGGCCGCGCACGCCGCUACAGGCGGAGGGGAGAGCGGGAAGCGGAGAGGAGAGGUGCGCGCAGACGCGGGAGACGCGGGGGGAAAGGGGGCGCGGCAGAAGAGCGAGAAGGCGAAGCAGAUGGAGCGGAAUCUCAAGGUGGCUUCCGCGCAGCUUCUCACUCUGCAGAAAUGGGACGAGGGGUCGCGUGACCUGGCGGUGCGGUGGGCCGUGUGGCUGCUGAGGCUCAUCCGCAAGUCCGCCCCCACGCCCCCCCCGCCCUCCGUGCGCCUCCUCCUCUUCUCCUCUAUUCUCAUGACCCUCCCCAGGAUCGCUGACUCCCUCCUCCCCCUCACCUCCCUCCCGGGCCUCGCCUUCUCCCGCGCGUCAGGGUCGGUGCCCGGUUCGGCAGCAGGUUCGGCGAAAGGCUUGGCGGCAGGUUCGGCGGCGUCCGGGACUGAGGCGGUGCGGCGGAUGCUGCGGAGCGUGUGCGCGCUGGUGGGCGCAGUGGGGAGGAGCCAGGUGUGCUUCGCGCCCCUGCACUGGGAGAUCCUGCAAGAGCCGCUGGAUAGAUGCCGGUCGCUCCAUGCGUCUGCCUCUAAAGGUGUCGCUCAAGCCAAGGCCGCGCCUAGCGCUGCCACCGCCGCCAUUGCUGCUGCUGCCCAUGCUGCUGCGGCUGCGGCUGCCGCUGCUGCUGCCACUGCUGCUGCUGCUAUUCCUACUGCUCCUGCUUCUGCGAUUACUGCUUCUGUAGAUGCUGCGGUGACAGGGAAAUGGGCCCAGCAGGGGGCGCAGCACGAGGCACAGCAGGGGGCGCAGCACGAGGCACAGCAGGGGCCACAACACGAGGCACAGCAGGGGCCGCAGCACGAGGCACAGCAGGGGCCGCAACAGGGGCUCAAGAGGGGCCGGAGUGUCCCGGGCGACUUUGCUCCUCCAGUUGCUGCUGCUGCUUGUGAUGCUGCGAAUGCUGGUGGUGCCUGUGCCGUCGCUGCGGCAAGCACCGCAGGGGCGGAAAAGGUGGUGAACGAGCCUGCAAAGCGCGCCAAGGGGGAUGGUUGUGCGGCCAGGCAAGAGGUGCCGGCAGCACCACUGGGGGCGUCUGCAGCCGCUGUUGGAGCGCCGAAACCAGUGGCAGCCGCUGUUGGAGCGCCGAAACCAGUGGCAGUCGCUGUAACAGCAGCAGCAGCACCGCCAUCAGUGGCAGCAGCAGCAGCAGUGGUUGAGCCUGCGAGCUCUCGGGUGCAGUCUUCGUCGUUCCGGAAAGGACUACUGAGCUUCAGAUCAUGGGCCGCGAAGAGGAAAGGGGCAGCAGAGGAACGGUCGGAAGCUCAUGCUUCUGCCCCUCCUGCCCCUCCUGCCCCUGCUGCCCCUCCUGCCCCUGCUGCCCCUGCUGCCCCUCCUGCCCCUCCUGCCCCUCCUGCCCCUGCUGCCCCUGCUGCCCCUCCUGCCCCUGCUGCCCCUCCUGCCCCUGCUGCCCCUCCUGCCCCUCCUGCCCCUCCUGCCCCUGCUGCCCCUGCUGCCCCUGAUGCCCCUCCUGCCCCUGCUGCCCCUCCUGCCCCUGAUGCCCCUCCUGCCCCUGCUGCCCCUCCUGCCCCUCCUGCCCCUGCUGCCCCUGCUGCACCUGCUGCUGCUAGCGGAGUUGCUGCUGGCGGUGCUGGUGUGCCCAUGCCCCCCUGCUCUCACCCAGCGUCUGCCAUCGAGUCUUUCCAGCCUCACGCCUUGGAACUUGCUCUUGCUGCGCCUCGUGUGCCUGCUGCUGCUGCUAUUGCACCUGCUGCUGCUCCUGCUGCUGCUCCUGCUGCUGCUGCUGAUGCUUCUCCUGCAGCGGGUGCUGCUAUCAACCCUCUGUCACACCACGCAACGGCUCCCCUGCCGCCCCACUCGCGCCGCGCGUUUGGGUCGGCGCAGCGGCGGCGGCAGAAGGCGGUGGAGCAGCAGGCCAAGGAGAUCUGCAGCGGGCUCUUCUCGCCGUACGGGCGGCAGGCCCUGUCCGGUAGUGGCGCCAGUAGCAAAGGGCCUGUUGGUCCUCUUCCUGCUGCUGCUUCUCCUUCUGCAUCUGCAUCUGCGUCUGCCUCAGCAGUGCACAAGGGCACGUCGGCCCAUAAGGCCACAUCAGUGUGGCUGGGAACGCCUCUGGCUGCAGGCAUGGGCGCGAAGAUCGCCGUGGGCGGGAGGGGCAGCGCCAGCGCUGUCUACCGUGAGCUGUCCUCCCGCUGUGGCUCCACUGGCGGGUGGAGGAGCGGAGGGGCGGGGGAGGGGGGAGACGAGCAGGUGCAGGAGGGGGAGAGUGUGAGGGAGGGGGCGGUGAGUAGUGGAGUCGGGAGGACGGGGAAGGAGAGGGGAUCAGUGGGGUAUGCGGAGUGGAGUGCGAGGAAUGUGGCUCAGACUGAGGCGAGCCCCGUGCCUUACUUCUGGUCCGGGGUUUACCGAACCUGCAGUUCUGGUUUGGCAGGCAGCAGUGGGCUGCGUGCCUGGCAGAAGGGGAAAGCCGAUAUAACAGGCCUGGUAAAGUCAGCAGCAGCAGCAGUAGCAUCACCUAAGGCGUCUGAUGCUGCCGCUGCUUCCCCAGCUGCUGCCGCUGCCACCCGCCCCACUGCCACUCCAGUGACAGCCUCAGGAGUGGCAUCUGGUGCCGCUGUUGAUGCUGCUGCUGUUGGCAGUGGCGCAGGCGCCGGUGCUGGCUGUGGUAACGGCGUUCCAGCAGGCAGCGGGGUCAGCAGAGCAGAAGAGGGCCCUCGUUGCAAUGCCCGGAUUGGCGUGAGCGGGGACACAGCCACUGCCACUGCCACUGCCACUGCCACUGCGGAGGAAGUGCCAGAAAAGGACUUGGAUCCGGCUGUAGCGGAGGACUUGGAUCCGGCUGUAGCAGCCAAGGUUGCCUCUCUGUCGUCCCUCUUUUCCUCCCGCUACUCCUCCCCCACCCCCCUGGGUACCAUGGGCGCCCCGUCCCGCCCGUCUGUGUCUGCCUGUGCGGGCCUUAGCCCACAGCAGUACCACCCGUACCAGCUGCACCCGAACCAGCAGCAGAGGAGAGGGCGGAGGGGGUUGCAGAUGCAGGAGGGGUGGCAGCAGCAGUGGCAGCAGCAGCACGGGGCGUAUGGGCAGCAGCAGCAGCAGCAGCAGCAGCAGCAGCAGCAGGGAUUGCCAGGCAAGCAGCAGUACGGGUUGCAUGCACAGCAGCAGGGGUUGGUGGGGCGGCAGCAGUGGAGGAGCAUGUCUGCUGCCCCUCUGGGGCGGAUAGACGAGCAGCGGCAGGAGGAGGAAGAGCAGCAGCAGCAGCUGCACCGGCAGCAGCAGCAGCAGCAGCAGCAGGGGGAGGAGCAGCAGGGGCAAGGGCGGGAGCAGGAAGACCAGGAUCAGCAGGUUGGGAAAGAGCAACUGGGAUCAAGACUAGGCGCUGCUGUAGCAGGAGCUACUGUAGCAGGAGUUGCCACGGGGGCUACAACCGGGACAGGGACGAUGGGAACACUGGGCACUGUGGGGAGCACGUACACAGGAUGCACGUACACAGGGUGCACGUCUGGCAGCACGUGGGUGCAGGAUGGGGGUGAGGGCCCUGCCAUGGUGUCCCGGCCGCGAUCGAGGCGGAAGAAGAUGGCCAAGCGGGAGUGAAGGGAAGCUCACAGAGGGUAUGGGUAUGGUAUGGUGAUAUACUGGUAGGACCCUGCCUUACUUCUGGUCGGGGUAUGGUGAUAUACUGGUAGGACCGUGCCUUCUGGUCGGGGUAUGGUGGUGAUAUACUGGCAUCCUCUUUAGUGCAUAGUGUCCCUAAGGGCUGGUUUACUUGUGGCGAGGUUGUCAGCAUUGCAGCGCUAGGAGAAAUUAGAGAAACCAACGCAAUACUGGUUGGGAAAUUGAAGGGUUUGAGCUGCAUUUCUUCUGGAGAAUGGUGGUGGUGAUUCGUCAGCAAUGCGAUAUCUCCUACGUAGUGAAGCUGUUGUGUUAUGUACUAUUUGACUACCAGAGUUGCUUAUACAGA
Messenger RNA from Closterium sp. NIES-67, 6740 nucleotides. The record is from the annotation of a GenBank genome assembly. NCBI's taxonomy places the organism in Eukaryota, Viridiplantae, Streptophyta, Zygnematophyceae, Desmidiales, Closteriaceae.